AUGGACAUUUUACAUCCACCUUCAUUAAACACAACAUCAAUUUUUAAAGAUGUACCACUCGAGAAUUUAAAUUUUAUAGAACAAUUAUGGGCAAAAUGGUACACGUACAUUGGUAAUGAUAUUGUAGCAACUGGUCUUUUAUUUUUUUUAACUCAUGAAAUAAUGUAUUUUGGUAGAUGUUUACCAUGGUUUAUAAUAGAUCAAAUUUCAUUUUUCAAUAAGUAUAAGAUCCAACCAAAUAGUUUACCAUCAAAUCAAGAACAAUGGGAAUGUUUUAAAUCAGUUUUAAAAUCUCAUUUUUUAGUUGAAGCAUUACCUAUUUGGUUAUUUCAUCCCUUGUGUGCAAAAUUAAAUAUUACUUAUGAUGUUCCUUUCCCAAAUUGGAAAAUUCAAUUAGGACAAAUAGUGUUUUUUUUCAUUUGUGAAGAUUUAUGGCAUUAUUCAUUUCAUAGAUUGUUUCAUUAUGGAUGGUUCUAUAAGAAUAUUCAUAAGAUUCAUCAUAAAUAUGCAGCUCCAUUUGGAUUAGCUGCUGAAUAUGCACAUCCAGCAGAAGUAGCAGCUUUAGGUGUAGGAACAGUGGGUUUUCCAAUCUUGUACGCUUUUGCAGCUACAAAAAAUCCAAAUUUACCAUCUAUUCAUUUAUUCACAAUUACAUGUUGGAUUAUAUUAAGAUUAUUUCAAGCAGUUGAUUCUCAUUCAGGUUAUGAUUUUCCUUGGAGUUUAAACAAACUUUUCCCACUUUGGGCAGGAGCAGCACAUCAUGAUGAGCAUCAUCAUUAUUUUAUUGGAAAUUAUGCAUCUAGUUUUACUUUUUGGGAUUGGUUAUUAAGUACUGAAUGUGGUACUUUAGCUAAACAGAGAAGGGAGAAAUUAGCAAAUUCUAGGAGUGAAGAAUUACAUAGAAAAAAUAGGUAA
Lodderomyces jiufengensis is the source of this 915-nucleotide messenger RNA. RefSeq names its product Erg251p (gene ERG251). The coding region runs from base 1 to 915 and encodes 304 amino acids. Gene Ontology annotation, biological process: ergosterol biosynthetic process. NCBI's taxonomy places the organism in Eukaryota, Fungi, Ascomycota, Pichiomycetes, Serinales, Debaryomycetaceae. The transcript has a single exon. Gene Ontology annotation, molecular function: C-4 methylsterol oxidase activity; iron ion binding. The record is from RefSeq and is a predicted model, not a curated record.